Molecule: messenger RNA, 1212 nt
Organism: Galeopterus variegatus (Sunda flying lemur)
Lineage: Eukaryota; Metazoa; Chordata; Mammalia; Dermoptera; Cynocephalidae
Product: cancer susceptibility candidate 10
Exons: 5
Source: RefSeq, a predicted model, not a curated record
AUGGGGCACGGCUUGCUUGCUUUGGCGCCGUGGUUCCCGUCCCUUGGAACCUCUCAGUGCAUCUGCAAGGGGAAUGAUGACCUGGAAACGGGAAACAAAAUCCCCAUUGUUGAGUGUGAAAGGCUUUAUGAGCUAACCUGGUCCUCGGCGCAAUCAGGGGGCAGUAAAUGGCCGCCCGGCCACCGAGGCCCCGCGCGGAAGCCGACGCCGGCCAAGAGCGCCGCGGCGACCUCUGGAGAUGCUGCCUGGGCCUGGGAAGAAGGUGGCCAGGCUUUCCAGGUUUUAAUUAAUGAGAAGGCGUGUUUUGGACUCGCGGGUCCCCGAGAGCAGCUGGCUGAGUGCGGCGGGGGGAACCGGGCGGGCCGGGGCGACCCCGGCGGCGAGGGCCGCGGGGAGGCGGAGCGGGCCAGGGCUCCCUCUCGGGUCGCAGCCCGCAGGGGGUCGCGCCUCGACCGCAGGCCGGUCGGCCCCGGACUCCGGCUCGCGGUGGGAUUGGAUCUUGGGCUUUGUCUCCAGUUCUCCAGCCGCGUGAGCACGGGCUCAGGCCGGUGCGGCCAGGCCUGCGGAACCCCCGAGAAUGCCGGCCGGGCCCGGGGGCUGGAGGGUCCACAGGCAGAGCAGGCUCCGUUCCCUUUCCAGCCGGUUGGGCCCCGAGAAGGGCAUGGGCCCAACCAGGCAGGCUCUGGGCUCAUUGGAUUAACUUUGGGGAAAGAGAGGAGCCCGCCGGGUCCUGCAGGCCGGAGAGGACGGGCGGAGAACGCCUCCCCGGGCUCGGCCCCGCGGCCUUUCCCGGGACUUAGGACCUGCGUCCCCACCCCCUCCAGGGACCGAGGCCCGGGAGCUGCGAGACCGGCGGCGCGCGCCGACGCGGGCGGAACCGCAGGGUAGCAGCGCCCCCUGCAGGUGCCGGGCGCCUCCGCAGCCUCCGCGCAGACCCUGCUCUUAAGGUGGAACCCGCCUAGUCCCCCACCCUCGCGUGCAGCUCUCGCGGUCCCCACCUCCCCCGCGAGCGGGCCUGGCAGUCCAGAACGGUUGGAGUGUGCCGAUCGCUGCUAUUUCCUUGAUCCCUUGGCUCCACCACCUGCAGGACCUCGCCCGCGGAUGCCCCGCUAUGGAUCUCGACAGUCAGAAUUGACAAUUCCCUGCGGGUAUAAGAGGAUGCGUAAAAUCCGCGUCAGUCAGGGCGGAAAGACUAGAAAGACGUUUCUUUAA